Messenger RNA from Athene cunicularia (burrowing owl), 1587 nucleotides. It is a transcript of the gene REEP5, whose product is annotated as receptor accessory protein 5. The record is from RefSeq and is a predicted model, not a curated record. NCBI's taxonomy places the organism in Eukaryota, Metazoa, Chordata, Aves, Strigiformes, Strigidae. The transcript has 5 exons. Bases 1 to 513 code for a protein of 170 amino acids.
AUGCGCGCCCCGGGGUGCAGGGGCGUCCGCGCUAACGGCUCUCCGCUCUCUCCCCGCACAGCCAUCGUCGGGGUGGUGGCCGUCUACCUGGUGGUGGGCUACGGUGCGUCCCUGCUCUGCAACACCAUCGGCUUCGGCUACCCCGCCUACGUCUCAAUCAAGGCCAUUGAGAGUCCCAACAAAGAUGAUGACACUCAGUGGCUGACUUACUGGGUUGUGUAUGGUGUUUUCAGCAUAGCAGAAUUCUUCUCUGAUAUCUUUCUGUCCUGGUUCCCUUUCUACUAUAUGCUGAAGUGUGGCUUCCUGUUGUGGUGCAUGGCUCCAAGUCCUUCUAAUGGAGCAGAGUUUCUGUAUCAUAGAAUUAUCCGGCCUUUUUUCCUGAAGCACGAAGCUCAGCUUGACAGUGUUGUUAAAGACCUGAAAGACAAGGCUGCAGAGACUGCAGAUACCAUCACUAAAGAAGCCAAGAAAGCAACAGUGAACUUACUGGGUGAAGAAAAGAAGAGCACUUAAACUAUUAACUGGAUAAAGUUUCCUUACUGCCUCCUUUAUAAAGCUUGAUGUUAUUGGGAACUGUGGUAUAGUUUUAAUAAUAUUGCCUUGGAAACAUUUUGAUAUAUUAAAGGAAUGUGUUGUAAGUUUGCUUACUACUUUGCUGUGUCUAUAGAAAGUAAGCAUUUUUAUUUAAAAACAAUGCAGUGGGUGGUGUCUGAAGCUUAAUGAAAAUACUCAUUUUCAUGCAGAAGAAAUCUUCUAGUAAUCUCUUUCUGCAGUAACAUAAAUAAAAAGUAUAUAUCCCACAGGCUCUGCACUUUAGUUGUCUCUUUGUGUAUAUAAUUACUCUUAACACUUUGAUUGUUGUGUGUCUGGUAACAUGAAGCUGUUGUAGAAGAAAAAUACCAGUCUGAACAGAUCUUGAAUAUACAGGGAAUUAAUUGUGAGAGAUGGCAUAAUGAUGUAUUCCCUACCAGUAAGGUUGUAAAUGAUGAAAUUAUAUAUUCUAUGCACCUGAUGAUAGAGAUUAUUCACUAUUGCAUGUUUAGUUGUAACACAAUAUUUGGUACAGUGUGUGUAUUCUUAAAUGGAUAGAUACUAAAUAUAGGAGAGUGACUUCAUUCAGGUGAUCAAUCUUACAUUAUCAUGAAGUAAUCUGACAGAAAUUGAUGCAUUAAAUUGCACAUGAUUAGCACAAGAUGAUGAAAGUACAACUCCUUAUCUCUUCUUGCUAAAUAAAGUUGUCAUCCAAAAUUGUUAACAGAGCCUUUUAAGAUCACACUCAAAAGCACAAACCACCUUUCACUAAGGAGGAAUACCAUUACACACACUUUUUCCUAAAGUCCUCUUGAAAUAUUAACUGCCUUGGGUGUCAGUCCCCAGAACUACAUCAUUAAUGGGAUGGACUACAUCCUCCAUGAGCUUUUUUUGCUCAUAAAAAUCUAGAAUUCCUUCUGACUGUACUAAGAACAACUUUGCAAAAGCACUAAAAUUUCCUAAAUAGAGAUGCUGUUGUUACAUGAUUAUGUUCCUGACCAAUCAGUAAGAAUGCAACCAAAGUUGUUAUGAGAAUAAAGGCUUUUUUGCAAUCAA